Xyrauchen texanus (razorback sucker) is the source of this 3267-nucleotide messenger RNA. RefSeq lists its product as uncharacterized. Bases 532 to 1338 code for a protein of 268 amino acids. Lineage: Eukaryota; Metazoa; Chordata; Actinopteri; Cypriniformes; Catostomidae. The record is from RefSeq and is a predicted model, not a curated record. The transcript is spliced from 5 exons.
GAGUGAGUGUGAGUGUGUGCGUGUCUGGGUGCGAUUGAGAUUCUGCGACUUUUUUAUUAUAUACAUUUCAACUUUAUCGUCUAUCUGUCUUUCGAAGUAAGAUUAACAUUGAUUUUAACCAUCUGGAUAUUCUAAAAACGGCUUUUAUUUUUAUUUUUUUGCUGAAGAAUGCCACUGUCGCUGAUCAAUUCAACACAACACAGGACUUUUUAGUUUAUUAUUAUUAUUAUAAAUUUACAUUCUUCAAUGUAACGGAUGUUUAGACCAAUUGAUGAUACUUUCUUAAAUUUACUUUAAAAAUACAUUUGGUCGCUUCUGCACGGAGAUUUGUUGUUGUUUCGCCACUGGAAACUCAUGAUGAUUGUUUAUUUGUGUUUGAGUAUGUGUUUGUUCGCAUGGGGCUGGACAUCCCAUUGACUGUUUACAAAGGCUUCUUAGAAAUAGCUGAUCAUCCCCGAGCUUAUACUUCAGAUAUGCAUGUGUAAUUUGAAGAAGUGAUCUUAAAGCAGAGAACAAUCAAAGACUGACAGAAUGCUGAAGACCCUCACUAAAAAACUCAGAAGACACUCUCUAAACGAAAUCCACCCUUUUCAAUUAAAGAUUUCGUACCAUGGCAGUGAGGAGGGAGGAGAGAGUGAAGACUCGGAGGGUGAAAACCAAGAACUGGCACAGAUCGACAGAGAGCGCCGCCGGAACUGCGCCCUCACCCCUCUAGCCACCAGUCAACAGCACAAUCAGGGCGUGCUCUCUCCCGCCCACCUACGCCGUUUUCGUCUUCUGCUGGACACCACCCUGGAUCGUCACAGUUCUGAAGAGGAGCUGGAGUGCAUUGCAGGAGCCCCAGGGACUGAGGCGGGGAGAAAGUGGCACAGGCAUGGAGACAUGAGCAGUGCCUCUAGUGAUGAGGAGGUGAAGGAUCUUUGUGGGCCAAAUGAGCCUGCUGCGGGGGCUCGCUUGAGUGCCGCCUCUCCCAGCCCCGUUCCUUUCAGCUCCUCCCCGCCUCGAGCUCUCAAACCAUUGCACAUGCCGACCCGCCUUCCUGUCCGGCCCAUCAUCCUCAACCACUUUGAACAGCCUUCCAUGCCUUAUUGGCGGCACAGGCCCGCUUACACGGGAGAACUCGGUCGGCCCAGCCUGGACCUGGAGAAGAUGCAGCAGAAAAUGCUCCUUAAAAAAAACUGUGGUGGGAAAACGAGAACUAUCAAGAUUCGGAAUCUGAGUAGUGGCCGUCAUGCUCCCAGAUAUUCCUAUGAUCCUUCCAUCUUUGCUUUCCGCUCACUGAGCAACGCCCCACCCUGCAGCCCCCUACAUCCUGCUGAGGAACCUCCGUGUGCUUGAGGGAAAGGACUGGAAAGUCACUGAGACAAAACAUUACAGAUUUGUGGACCAAAAAUUCCCAACAUAAAGACAAUGAGUGUUUUGCAUUGCCUUUUAUUUUUCAGGAUAUUAGUAUGAACAAAGGCCCAGUGAUAAGGCCUGAUAACAAAACAGGAAGUGUGAUCAGGGCUAGAAUGUAUGAGAGGAACGAGGAGAUGGCAACCUUUCGCCUUUAGCCGUCUCAUCCUCUCUAUCUCUCAGGAAACCCACUUAGAACUUAUUAUGAUGAUAAGGCCAUUACCACUAUGUGGACUACCUAUUAAACCGCAACCAAAUGGUAAAAGGAAUAAGGAGAGUUUGGUCAGUGGCCAAAUGGUAAUGAUGUGAUCAUAACAUUUUGGAUAAAAUGUAAGACCAUAUUGAAAGUAUUUGGUUGUUUGGACAGCAAAAUGUGUUGUGAGACAAUCAGUUUGAUGCCAGAAUGGGCCUUAAAUAGUUCAAUACAUCUGGUUAUUAAUCUAACUCAAUAGCUCCAUAAACAGAGUGAACCAGAAAACCCAACAAUCCAACAUAAUGAAAAUAUACAGCAGAUAUUCCAAGUUAUUGUUCAUGUUUAAAUGUUAUGUAAGUAACAAUGAAAAUAUGUCAGUAAAGAAUCUGAUUUGUAUUCCAAAGUAUUUAAAUAGUAAGCAAAACAACAAAGAGAAAGAAAUAUUACACUAUACUAGAGUCUUUCAAAAUUGUAUAUUACACCAGUGGAACUUGCGCCUUGUAUUAGCACACUUAAGUACAUAAAAUACAAAGUCUUUUACAAUUAACAUCUAGUUUAUAAGAUUUCAGAGAUAAAAUAAUAGCCCACACAUACACAUUGGCUAUAUUCGGAAUGGAAUACUAGUGUACUGCUUACUGCAUACUGUGCAGUUUACACUGUAUACUUCAAUAUAAAAAGGAAAUGCAACAACAAACUCAUUACACUGUUAAUUUUGCGAGUUCUCGUUCUCAAGACUAGUUCUCGAGACUAGUUCUCUUCGUAAAAAUAAAAAGGGUUAGUUUGCAUUUUUAUCCAAUUUCAAGAAACGUUUUCUUGGCAGUUCUAUCAAAUAAUGAAUUAAGAUGUUAAAAGUUGUAGGUUAAAGAAAUAUUGCAUUGUGAAACAAACGUAUUUUGCAGAAUGUUUGAAUGCUGUGCACCGUAUAAAUACUAAAUACUUCAGAAAUCGUUAGAGUAAUAUGCUAGUAUGCUAUUCCGAACAUUGUGGGUGUCAAUUUGUUGUGUAGAAAACAAAGUACAGCACUCAACAUGAGAUCUUAAAUAUGGACCGUAAGCCUUUUGAGGGUUUAAUUGUGUUGAGUACACUCAACGACAUAUUUCAGUACUUUUUGUUGAAUGUAAACAGCUACAGUGCAGCCCACAUAAGGAUCAAUAAGCUAAGCCAAUCAGAGUGCAAACAAUAAGGAUACAUAUUCAUAGUUUUCACCUAGGUGUUACAUGUAUCUAUGUGAAACUAAUACAAUAUUUUAAUUAAAUGUAGCUUUAGGGGCAUAUAGUACAUGCUUGCAACAUGUGAAAAGUUGUUCUCAGUCUCUAUGCCUCAAACGAGAAAAAUAAAAGUUUCUUCCCAUUUUGCGUACAGUUACUUUACUUGAAAUACUGUUCAACUCACAUUACGACAGUUGAUAGAUAUCUUUGUUACUCUUAAUUGUGAGAGUGGUUUAGUAAAGCUUUUGAACUCAAGUCUUAAAUGGAUAGUGUCCAUUUGACGUGUGGGGUCACUUGAGCUUUUGAUGUUCCUUUGGGCAGUUGAGACAGUUGGUCCCUGUAUUGUACACAGAGUCCUUCAGAUUUGGACUGCACUGUACCACUGCUAGGAUUGAAUGACACUUCCCUGUAGACCUAAUUGGAUGAAUAGUGCGGAAGCAAAUAGCAUCCUAAUGUUUUGUCCAGACAGGC